Prorocentrum cordatum is the source of this 2743-nucleotide messenger RNA. The record is from the annotation of a GenBank genome assembly. NCBI's taxonomy places the organism in Eukaryota, Dinophyceae, Prorocentrales, Prorocentraceae.
GGCUACUCCUGCUGUCCCCGCGCGGCGCCGUGUGCAGCGUGCAGCGAUCUACGUACAUGCAACCGCAAGAAUAAUUUGAUCUCUCUCCGCCAUGUUGGCUCAAGUGGAGCGCUUGAAGUUGGCAGUGUGCGGUUGGCGGCCAGCCAGUACCCCACCAGCAAUGCUCAGCCUUCACGAGAUUGAGGCGGCACUCGCCGAGCAGAGGAAGGGGAAGGUGGUAGCUCAUGAGUCGUACGAGCUCAGCUCCGCCCCCACGCGAUGCCCAACGGCGGAGCUUCUUUCCUUCGUUGACGACCUGGACGCCGACGCGCACAAGGAGAGCUGGGGUGCCACCGCGCUGCCGAGAGACGGUGACGAGCCGGAGCUCGAGACGGCGCUCCCAGAGGCAGUGCUCUCAGGGGGCCGGCGCCCCCGGAGGGGGUCUGCGGUGCCCGCGCCGAGGGAGGCCCCCGUCAGACGCCUCCGUUCUGCAGCGUACUGGGAGCAGAAGGCCGCUGCUGCUGCCCAGCGGCUGGCGUGCUCGCCCUGGGAGGUGGGCGCGAGGCAGCGCCGCCCGUGCCUCGACGAGGAGGGCCGCCUCGGGCCAGCGGAGGCCGUGGCGCUGGCAGCCGAAGGCGCCCGGGCAGCGGCGGCCACGACGCCAGCAGCGGGAGGCGCCGAGGGCGGCGGAGGCGCCGCUGGCAACCCCAGGAGCUGGGCGGGCGCCAUCUCUAGAGAGCUGCUCCGCGCCGCGCGCGGGCAUUUUGCGCCGCCGGCGCCGCCGGCCCCGCCGCUUGGGCCGCCCCCGGCCCAGCCACUGGGGACCGCUCUGAGGUUGUGUGGCCGGUCGUACCACCCAGCUGGGAGCCGUUAGGUGAGCGUGGAGGAACCGGAGCCCAAUAAUUGCCCAUAAGAUGUCGACGGCGUUGUUGACAUUUGCAGCCCUCUCGGCGUUGCUCCAAGAGCUGGUGAACAGAUUAGCUCUUGCCACGUCGACUUGCCCGCGUUUGGCCGCUUCCAGAACGAGUGGUGCUCGCAUUAGACUUGUGCCUGUUGUGCACAUCGGAGGAGCAAGAAGGCAUGAUCAUGACACGUUCCAAGUUCUACAGGUUUCCCCAUCUGUUUCGUUAGAUACUCUCUAUUGUGUAAGUCUUGGAACCUGCCCUCAGUCAAUCCUAUCAUGACGCCUUGCUCGUCCUAAUACAUACUCAUCAAGAUCUACGAUGAUCUCGAUGUCUGGCCAGCCUUCCCAGAAUUGCGGCCUCGUUUGCCUGGUGACUGCGCUUUGCGGGUUGCUUACAGUUACAAUUCGCAAUUGUGCCUCCUCGUUGUGCCCGCCUGGUAGGUGGCGCACUGCAGCCAAGGUCGCGCGCGACGCUCCAGCAAACAAGCACGAGACAUGUUUCGAACCAGAUCUGCCGGCCUAGAUAGGUUACUGCUGACACGGUGGAUGCUCCCGGCUUCGUGCAUGAGACGCAAGUCCUGGGGUGUUUUCCAGCGUGUUUGCCUGUUGAUUGGUCUUUGCGAAUUGUUUACAGUCCUCUAUUUGCAGUUGAGCUUUACAGGGAAACGAUGCGCGCCAUCUGCUUUGAUGCCUGUUUCGAGAUUCCGCCAGCCGCCUCGUAUUCGGAAUGGGUCCACACCCAUCAAGUGGGAAUCAUAUCAUCGUUGUUGCUGCUGCACGCCAGUCCAGAACAUGCUGCGCCUGCGCCCGCAGCCAAACGGGAGUGGCGAUGGGGACACGCAGCGUGUGGGGCCGAACUAGAUCCGGCAACAUCGGCACCGAUGACUAGACCGACGACCGCGUGCAAUUGCCGAGAGUUCGCGACAUCAAUCGACAAUUCAGAUUAGGGGGCAUGCACGCUCAUCUCCCCGUCGCCGCUUCCAGGUAGGCGGCGCACGACAGCCAAGGUCGCGCGCGACGCCCCAGCAAGCAUGCACGAGACAUGUUUCGAACCAGAUGUGCCUGCCUACGUAGGGUAACGGUGGAUGCUCCCGGCUUCGUGCAUGAGACGCAAGGCCUGGGGUGUUUUCCGGGUUUGCUUGGUGAUUGCUCUUUGCGAAUUGUUUACAGUCCUCUAUUUGCAGUUGAGCUUUCCAGGGAAACGAUUUGCUUUGAUGCCUGAGAGGAUCGCGUUCUCGAGAUCCCGCCAGUCGUUCCAUACUGGAAAUGGGGCCACUGGGAAUGUCAUUCUUGUAAGCGAGGAUGCUUCCCGCUUCGCGCAGGAGACGCGAGACACGGGGUGGUUUCCCAGUUUGUUGGAUGACUGCGCCAAUGUGUUUUUUGUUACUCUUUUUAUUCGUAGUUGAGCUUCCCGUGGAUACGGUGCGCGCCAUCUGUCAGCCGCCCCAGUAUCGGAGACUUCUACCUUUCAGUUCAUUAUUCGGUUGAGGAGGAGGCUGGGGGGAUGGGCGCAUCUUUGGGGUGUUCGAUCGCCUCAUUCGUCACGCGCGACACGAACCGAAACCGAAACCGGCUUCCCAAUCAGGGUCACACCCCAUCCAAUUUUUGUUGCGCACCAGGCCAGCCAUUAAAUUAUCAUGUUGCGCCCGCGUCCGCAGUCCUCAUUUACCACGUGCAGACUUUGUUGCGGUCGUAGUCUUCCCUUUUGUGGUGGCAUCUUCACGUCGCAGCGGAUGUACGGAUGCAAUGCUAACUCAUACAGUCUCGUCUGUCUGCGUUACCCAUGUUAUGUACAGCUCUAGCUCGCAGGUGGACUGCCUUGGCUAAAAACUGUCAAACACCCCUAAGAAGAAAAAGAAA